Periophthalmus magnuspinnatus is the source of this 1923-nucleotide messenger RNA. RefSeq names its product cAMP-dependent protein kinase inhibitor alpha-like. Gene Ontology annotation, molecular function: cAMP-dependent protein kinase inhibitor activity. The transcript is spliced from 2 exons. The record is from RefSeq and is a predicted model, not a curated record. Gene Ontology annotation, cellular component: nucleus; cytoplasm. Gene Ontology annotation, biological process: negative regulation of cAMP-dependent protein kinase activity. NCBI's taxonomy places the organism in Eukaryota, Metazoa, Chordata, Actinopteri, Gobiiformes, Gobiidae. Bases 1 to 225 code for a protein of 74 amino acids.
AUGACGGAGGUGGAGCCCGUUUUAGACUUCGCCUCUUCGGGACGAUCGGGGAGGAGGAACGCCCUGCCCGACAUCCUGGGCUCCCCCGCUGGAGUCAACCCGGGCGACCUGCCACUCAAGCUGGGCGAGCUGUCCCUCCAAGAUGGACCGGGAGGAGCCCAAUCCCCAGCGUCAGAGGAGGCCAGCGCCCCAGCGGAAAGCGCCCAGGCCAAAGACGGAUCUUAGUCCCCCGCGCUCCUCCUCGCCUGGACCCUCCCUUUCUCCUCGGGUACCCCCCACCUGAGCGGUCGCCAAUUCUAUACCUACAGAACAUGGCUGGCAUUCUGUGAGACGUUUGAACCACGCACUCCCAUUGCCCUUGACGCUGGAGAGUCGGACAAUAAAGUUCCGAGCCGGCAAGAUCCAAAAUGGCUACCCUCGCCAGUCGACACUUGCCCGGGACUCGAUGCAAAGUAGAUUGUACAAUGAACUAUUUUUCUAUUAUUUAAACACGUCGAGCUGCGACAUGUUCGGAUUUCCCUUGGGUCUUGUUCCACUAUGUGAUGUAACUAUGCUUUUACAGGAGAGUGCAGUGCUGCCCCUUGUGGUGUGUUCAACCAGCUACCACUAGCAAAAAUGACACUAUGUUGGAAGUACAUGUGUAUUGUUGAUCCUAUUUUGUACUAUCUGACUGUUGCCGUCUUAAAACCAGGGAUUUUAUGAAUUUAGUAAUGGCUGAAGAUUAGUGCAUAUCUUGAGACAUUCCUUUAGUGAAUAUUCCACUGCCAGUUGCGUCAAACUAUUAUUUUAUAGGUCCAAUAUACACUAAACAUAAAAAAAAAAAAAAAUUAUAAUGUUGUAUCAUCCAAAAACAUACACAUUUUUGUUGCAUUUUGUCCCAUCCCUUUUUGAAUAGUUAUUCAUAUAUUUUACACUUUCUUUCUCCAAAGCUCAAAUAGUCCCCACCACCUUGUGAUGUCAUCAAGUUGUAAACCAGGAAGUGCUUCUCUUUGUUUUGAAAAUCCAUAUAUGUUCACCAGACUUGUUAUGUGUUCCGAGCAUUUUAAUUAAGUGCUUUUCACAAUGCUCAAAAGCCAGUGUAGAGUUUUGCUGUCAUGGUAAAACUAUCAACAGCUGCCAUGCUAACGUGCACUUCCUGAUUAUCAGACAAUAAAACGCUUUAUAAUUAAACAGGCAGCACGCAUGUUUUGACCUGAACAGCUGCUUAUACAGUACAUCUUUACUGGGGCAAGAGAAGUUUUUUCUCAAAUACAUGGACAAAAUCGGGUACAGGGCCUUUAAUCUUUCACUACACAAGCAGGUGGAGUUGUUGCGCCCUCUACUGGUGUAAAAUCAUGUCAAAAUGAGGAACCUGUGGCCUAUAGUUGCUUUCCAUACACAUUUUAUUUGAAUUAUACAACAUGAAAUAUCGAGGCUAAGAUGUCCCCAGAUAUUUGAAUAAUUCAUAAUGUAAGACCUUUAAGAUUUGCUUAUUCCAAAUUUGAAAAAAUGUGCCUAGUGGCAGUUUACAGUUGUACAUGUAAUUGUGUGAAGUACUGUUAUUGACCUAAUGGGCUUUAGAGAUAUCGCCUCAGUGGUUAAAAAUGCUUGUGGACAUUUUUGUAAUCACAUUUGUAAAACAUACUUGUUGACCAUUUCAAGUCGGAAGAAGUAGCUUAAGUCAGUGUUUUCUGCUAACGCGGACACGAAGGAGUUAGCUGUUUUUUUUGGGAGGAAUGAUAAAAAUGAUGCACAUAACAGCCAAAAUUUGUCUAAUGUAAAUAUGCUCUGUUGUGCUCAAACCUUUGUGUUCUACAGUGGCUAAUAUGUCUGUAUUGAGUGUUAUUCACAAUGCAACUUAUGGCUGUCCAAACUGCAGGUCGCACUGUUACGGAGGUGAUGGAGGACGGUGUAUUUUUUAGCGAAUUCUAAUGUCAGUGGUGC